AUGUCGACAGAAGUGCGGCUCGGCUCUAUCGUCGAGGUCACUGCUGGUCGCGGUGUCGUUCGUUUUAUUGGGGCAACAUCGUUUAUGGCUGGGAAAUGGAUCGGACUAGAGUUGUAUGAGCCGAACGGGAAGAACGAUGGCACGGUCGGGGGCGUUGUCUACUUCAACUGCAAGCCGCUAUACGGACUAUUUGUGCGCGCCAGUCAACUCAAGGGGGUGUUGGGGAUGGAGCCAGAGCCUCGAACGCCUGCUCCUCCAGUAAAGCGGCCAUCUGUCGGGCACCAAAGGACAAACACCCCGCAAAACCAACUGCGGCUCCCGCAUCCCCCCACCAAGCCAGCGCAACGAACUCUUCUUACAAUGCCAGCGAGAAAAGCGUCACAAUCGACUUCACCUCCUGCUGCUCGCACUGCGGAACCCCCAACUAACGCGGCAGUCAAUGGAGUAAACGGGUCAGCCCCGGGUCCAAGAUUAUCCUCUCCAUUAGCCACAACAUCACCUUCCCCUUCAUCCAAUCCUCAGCCAUCAGUUGUCCGACCGCCCUCCUCUUUAGGUCCAACGCCACAAAUCUCGACCCGGAGCGCCCCGGAUGACCAAGAGCUGCAAGAACUCCGAGCAAAGAUACGAGUUCUGGAAGCCAAACGAGCCGAUGACGCGCGCCAUGUGCGUGAACUCGAAACCCGUCUGGCAGACGCAGAAACAUUUGUGGCUCUCCGACCAAAACUGCAAGCGACGCUUAAUACCAUGAAGACAGACCUCAUUGCUACGCGCCGAGAGCUGGCUGAUGCGCAACAACUGGCCGAACUAUCGGAGGGCCGGAUAUUAGAUGCUCAAGAGCAGUUGGAGAUGACGAUGUUAGACAAGGAGGUGGCGGAAGAACGUGCAGAGACAGCGGAAACAGAGCUAGAGGACGUGAAGGAACGACUAGCGAUUGUGGAAGUGGAGUUGGAAAUGUUAAAAGAAGGGGGCGGGGAGGAUGAGGAGGACGAUGAUGCCGGAAAUAGAUCGAUGGCCAAGGGAAAGGACUCGCUUGCCUAUGUUCAGCUGGAGAAGCAGAACGAACGCUUAAAGGAGGCACUUUUGCGACUUCGCGACAUGACCCAAGAGACGGAUCACGAACAGAAGAGGAGGAUAGCGGAGAUGGAGAGGGAUGUUGCUGGGACAGAGGAACUUCAAUCCAAGUACGAGACAACUGAAAUCAAGCUUGCAAAUGCCGAAAUUCAGAUCGAGGAUCUCAAAAUGCAACUUGACGACGCGCUUGGUGCGGAAGAAAUGCUGGUUCAACUGACGGAGCGUAACCUUAUGCUUGGCGAGAAAAUUGAGGAGAUGCGUGUUACCAUCGAAGAUCUCGAGGCCCUGCGAGAGCUCAACGAUGAAUUGGAGGAGAACCAUGUUGAGACCGAGCGGGCUCUCAUGGAAGAUCUCGAAUCCAAAGACACGCAAAUUCGAGAACAUGUCCGACGGGCUGAGGCUCUGGAAGAUGCUUGUGCUGACCUCGAAGGCACCAUUGGACAGUUCCGAGAACUCGUCGUCCAACUCCAGAGCGAGCUUGAGACUUUGCGUGCUCAACAUCAAGUAGCCCAAACAGAGUCUCAAACUGCGGCAACGCAAUCAGCCGCGAUGAUGUCGCUCAACCUCAAACUGCAGUCCUCCGCAUCGAAGAAUCAGGCCCGGAAUAUCGAGCUCGAACUGCGCAAGAUCGAUGCGCGCGAGGGUAGAGAGCUACUCAACAUAAUCCAACCGUACCUCCCGCAAAUCUAUGUUGAGACAGACAGUGAUGCCACAAGCUGUUAUCUGUUCUUCCAGCGUAUGGGUAACAAGACGGAGCUUAUCAACACGACGGUGUCGCAGAAUAACGGCCUUCCCGACUCAUUGAACGGCUCGGUUUCAGACGCCCUUGUCGGUGUUUGCGAUAUGCGAGGUCGCAUUGCUGCUCUCUCGACCUUAUGCAGGCGUUUCGCGGCCAUUAUGCGCCGCUGCGACGUCGAGUCCUUCCUUAACUUUGGUCGGCUUUAUCCUGAACUGGCUCCCAUGGAAAAGAGAAUCGAUAUGCAUAUCGACUUGCUAAGGAGGGAUGAGUUCCGUGAGAUGGAGUGUGUGAGCGAUGUAGUUAAAAUCGCUGCCCAAUUCGACCAUCUUGCAGAAACAUACUUCAGCGGAUUCGAUUCAGACCUGGGCGAGCGGGAACUAGGUUACUUCAUGUCCUUUGACUCGGAUUUGGAUAUCUUUGCCGCUUCUAUCGGUCUCUCGAAGACGUCAAUAACGUCGUUAAUCCAGGACGAAGAGACAGUUCUUGAACUGGGUGGUUAUGACAUCCAGACCGAGUUGAUGCAACCCCUCCAGCGUCUUUUGGAACAAUACAAGUCAGCAAAGGCCAUCUCCAAAAAGCUCACUAAACGAAUGGAGGAGCUCAUCCAAGACUCUGCCGCGCUCAAGGCGCAUCUAGUUCCGCAGAUGAAAGGGCUCAGCAACUUUGUGCCCGAACUUGUCAACUUUGGUAUUUCGUUUGCCCAGCAAAUCAUGCCACACAUCAGCGAUGUCCGUGCCAACAAAACGCCCUUCCAGCUGACCACCAUUCUUUCUGCGGCGAAACAGAACGCGUUGGCAACUGUGGCGAAGGACAUGAAGCCCGGAAGCAGUGCAUGGGAGGCGAUUGGCGAGUCAAUUACACAGCUUGUUCAGGAGGGAACCAAGCUGCUGCCGCUGACAAUGGAGGCUGAGAACGUGGUCAAGGCCUCUGGCAUCUCGCCAUGGGUUACCCGCGUUGAAGAAGUCAAGACGAGCCUUGCUGUGAAUCUGGAGGCGGAACGAAGGGUGUCGCAGCUGAACGAAGAACUGCAAGGGCUGAUGCGGACGGUGAAGCAGAAGGAGCAGCAGAUCCAAGAGGCGACUGUCAAGAACGACUUGAUGGAGCGCAAGAUGGAGAUGGUGAAGAAGCAGGCCGACGCGAUUACGGAGAAGGACGGGAUCAUCGCUGAUGGCAAGCGGCGGCAACGGGAGUUGGAGGAGGCGCUUGAGCAGGUCCAGGGCGAUUUGGAUACGUCGGAGCAGGAGAGGAUGAAGUUGAAAACGCUGGUUGGUACUGAACAGCGGCCAGCCCCAGGGGUUGUUGCGCCAGAACCAGAGAAUGCCCAGACCGAGGGCAGUUUGGAGACGUCACAUCUUCUUGAACAGAUCGAUGCUUUCCGUGGUACUGUUCGAUAUCUACGCAUCGAGAAUGCAUAUCUCAAAGGCCAAGAUCUUCUUCGUGAAAUCGAGGCCCUUCCGCCCCUCCCUCAACCCAUUCUCAGAAUGGCAACCCCACCGCUUGACCCCUCACGGCUCUCCGACUCGGAGUCGUCAGACGACGAAGACGAGCCACGGGCGCCGCCAACACUGCGCUCGUUGGCAACCGAGACGAAGCUGCUCUAUCGGGACGUGAUCAAGUUUUCUACUGCCCCGCGCGUUGUCGACCUGUCCGUGCUCAACGCCAAACGCGCGCAAACAACCAGUGGGCGGGCGUGGAUGCCCAAGAAGGCGACUCCGGCAUAUCAGGUUUUGGAGCGCAAACAAGAGGCAGAGCGGUUGAGCCGGAGGGUGAAGGGGCUGUUGGAUAGAGCCACGAUGAUUAGGCCAUAA
Mycena indigotica is the source of this 3618-nucleotide messenger RNA. RefSeq names its product CAP-Gly domain-containing protein. The transcript is spliced from 13 exons. The coding region runs from base 1 to 3618 and encodes 1205 amino acids. Gene Ontology annotation, cellular component: microtubule associated complex; cell tip; spindle. Lineage: Eukaryota; Fungi; Basidiomycota; Agaricomycetes; Agaricales; Mycenaceae. Gene Ontology annotation, biological process: establishment of mitotic spindle orientation; nuclear migration involved in conjugation with cellular fusion. The record is from RefSeq and is a predicted model, not a curated record.